AAAGUGAAAAGUAAAAAAACAACAGGAAAACAGACGAGCGCUUUAAAAAUCUAGUCUACUUUUGAUUCAAUUUAGGUUUUCGCAAAAUUUAGUGUUACAUUUUUGUUUUGUGCAUCCAUAACAUUUACAAAACAUGACAAAGAUGGACAUACCAAUGAAAAAUAAGGUUGAAUCAUCGGCAAAUUUUAUACAAAACGAAAAAGACGUCGAGGUGCAGGUUCGAGCUCCGAAAAGGGUAUUGCAUUUCAGCGAUGGUACCAUGGAGGAAUUUAGCGACGACGAAGAUCAGGUGGACGGUGUACCGAGGUCUGAAACCGUCGUGGAUGAGUCUAAGAUGAACUGGAGCGACUGGAUGUUACACAAAACCUGUAAGCUGGGCAACACCGUCCUGGCCGGAUGCGAUUACGUUGGCGAAGGCCUUGCGUCGAUGUUGGGUAUCACCACGCCUAAAUACAGCUUUGAAAUUGAGGAGUUUAAACGAAUGCAAGCAGAACAGCAUGCUGAAGAUCGAGCCAUACAGAACUUUGUAGACCAGAAUCGCCCGGCUAGCAGUGAUGGUGAAGCAGCAGAUGUUAGCAAUCAAACGAAAUCUGUUGCGGUGGCAGAACCCCAGGCAGGCCUGGGUUCGAUAAAACCUAGUGCCGCGGUAUCUCGUAUACCCGUACCGACCGAGAUUGAAAAGUUUUGAAAAUUUAAAAACGGACAAAUCGUGCCGUUAAAAAAGCACAUUUUAAAUGACCCAAAUCAUGUGUAAACUACUAAUUUAAAGCCGUCAUUAUAUAUAAAGAUAUGUAUAUUUAUCAUAAAUGAAUGAAAAUAACAGUGCAAUUUCCAAAGAAAUUAUAUAUCGACAGUUUAUUGAGGAUACAUAAUAAAUUUA
Sabethes cyaneus is the source of this 880-nucleotide messenger RNA. Its product is annotated as protein FAM177A1. The record is from RefSeq and is a predicted model, not a curated record. The coding region runs from base 134 to 688 and encodes 184 amino acids. Lineage: Eukaryota; Metazoa; Arthropoda; Insecta; Diptera; Culicidae. The transcript has 2 exons.